UCCAUGUGUUGCCGAAAGUGCAUGACUUUUGUGGUAGACGUGUGAAAUGUCAUAAAGCACAAUGGCGGGUUCUCUAGAAGAAAUAUUGCAUAAAUUGUUAAUACCAAACAGUGCCGUGAUUCAAGAGGGUACGAAACAGUUGAAGAGAGCUUUGAAGGAUCCCAAUAUCGUCCCUGGACUUUUCAAUGUGCUUACUACGUCAACAAAUCCACAGAUACGGCAGUUGGCUGCAGUGCUCCUUCGAAGAAAAGUUAUUAAACAAUGGACGAAGCUUUCACCAGAAGUCAGUCAUAACUUGAAGCAGAUUCUAUUGCAAGUUCUCCUUCAGGAGCCAGAUAAGAGUGUGUGCAAUGCCGUGGCACAGCUAAUAGGAGCGAUAGCGAAACAUGAACUGGCAUCAAGAAGUGGCUGGCCAGACCUGCUGCAGUUCCUUCAGCAGCAAGCAAGAAGUCCAAAUGCUCAACACAAAGAGAUUGCAGCAUUAGUCUUGAGUUGUGUGAGCAGCUCAGCUGGGGAGCAUCUUAGAUCCAAUCUUCGCGUCACCUGUAAUCUCUUCAACACUAUGCUGCAACAUAGAGAGAGUCAACUGGUCCCACACUACACCAUCAAGGCCAUGACGUCAAUAGUCCAGUACCUAGGCUCAGAUGAUAUCGCUCAGUUCCGCCCAUUGAUACCCCAAGUUCUGGUGGUAAUUCGGCUGUUACUAGCGAGUGAUGAGGACCAGGGUUGCCAGGCAAUGGAACUAUUUGAUGAGUUGGUUGAGUGUGAGGUGUCUAUAAUUGUUCCACAUCUCAAAGCUGUUGUUGAGUUCUGCUGUGAGGUAGCAAGCAACAGCACUCUAGGUAAUAAUGCCAGAGUGAAAGCUUUAUCCUUCAUCAGCUGGCUGACAAGUCUGAAGAAAAAGGCAAUGCUGAAAUAUAAGUUAGUUGGUCCAGUCUUGAAGGUGCUGUUCCCGAUCAUGUGUAGUCCACCUGAGGAAGAUGACGAAGAUGAGGAUGAGGAUGAAUGUGGGGAGGAGGCAGAGGCUAAUACUCCAUCUUCAGUUGCUGCACAGGUGAUUGAUACGAUGGCCCUCCAUCUGCCACCUGAGAAACUGCUGCCCCCAUUGAUGCAGUUGGUCCAACCAGCCUUAAGAAGUGAGAACCAGUUUGAGAGAAAGGCUGGUCUACUUAGCCUAGCUGUACUUGCUGAAGGCUGUGCGGACUUCAUCAGGAACAAACACCUACAGCCAUUACUAGAAUGCAUCUGCAAUGGCAUCCGUGACCCUCAGCAGGCCGUACGUAACGCAGCUCUAUUCUGCCUGGGUCAGUUUGCUGAGCACCUACAGCCGGAUAUCAGCAAGUACCACGCUGAGCUGUUACCGUUACUGUUUGACUAUCUCAGCCAGGUGUCUGCUACUGCUGAUCAGAGCCCCAAGGGUGUCACUAGAAUCUAUUAUGCACUGGAAAUGUUCUGUGAAAACCUAGGAUCUGAUGAAUUGCUUCCAUAUCUGCCAACAUUAAUGGAGCGUCUCCUUGUAACAUUACAAACCUCUAGUGUGAUUCAUAUCAAAGAACUCGCAAUCAGCGCAAUUGGAGCUACAAGUAACGCUGCCAAGGAGCACAUGCUUCCCUUCUUCCAGCCGAUCAUGGAACAGUUGCGUAUCUACCUUACUACUGUGCAAACUGGGGAUGCGUUAACAUUACAAGUACAAGCUAUUGACACCUUAGGAGUCCUGGCACGCACCCUCGGAAGGGACAACUUUCUUCCUCUCGCUGAAGAAUGUCUCGUACUUGGGCUGAAGCUCAUCGAGGAGAUCAACGACCCUGACCUGCGUAGAUGCACGUACGGACUGUUUGCUUCGUUGUCGUCGGUAUUAGGGGUUGGCAUGGCAACACACCUUGAGACGAUUACCAAACUCAUGGUAGACUCGCUCAAGUCUACUGAGGGAAUUGUGGCGCAUUAUAAUGAUGAGGACAGCGGUGUCUUGUCGUUAUUUGAAGAUGAAGAGGAGGAGGAAGAUGAUGAAGGUGAUGAUGAUGAAGAUAUUGAAGGAAGCGAAGUCAAUCAACAAAAUGGAGAGGAGGAUGAGGAUAUCCAGGGGUACAGCGUUGAAAACUCUUACAUGGAGGAGAAGGAGGAUGCCUGUAACUCACUGGGUGAAAUUGCAUCAAACACAGGUGUUGCAUUCAUGCCUCAUUUAGAGACGUGUUUCUCUGAGGUUCUAAAGCUUAUUGAUUAUCCUGCUGCUAAUGUACGCAAGGCAGCCAUCACAAGCUCCGGUCAGUUAUGCUGCAGUCUCUACAAAGCUCUCCAAGACACCAACUCACAGGAGACACAAGCUCUCGCUAAAGCAGUGGAUCAGACUGUCCCCCAUUUCAUCCAUAUCGUCAACACUGAAACGGAUCGUACAGUCGUCAUGGCUACCUUAGAGACGUUGAACGAGAUGCUUGGAACGUUGCGAGCAGCCAUGGUCAGCGAGCAGGGCAACCUCAGCAGCAUAAGCAGCGCGGUCAGGAAUGUACUCCAACGGAAGACGGCGUGUCAAGAUCAAGAUGAUGAGGAGGACGAGGAUGAGGAUGGAGAUCAAGCCGAGUACGACGCUAUGCUCAUCGAGUACGCCGGUGACAUCAUCCCCUCCUUGGCCAGGGCCUUGGGAGGCGUGGCAUUCGCUCCGUACUUCGCUGGAACACUCCCUCUUUUAAUUGCGAGAACGAAGAAAUCCUGUUCCAGCGCAGAGAAGUCUUUUGCAACAGGAACGUUAUCGGAGUCCAUCGUUGGGAUGGGAGAGGCCACCCGUCCCUUCCUGCAGCAUCUACUCCCGGUGUUCCUUAACAUGGCUCAUGAUGAAGAUGAAGAGGUACGGAGCAAUGCAGUCUUUGGUCUCGGAGUGUUGGCGCAGAAUGGAGGAGAAGACGCCUUCCCACAUUUUACGAAUAUCCUACAAGCAUUGUCAUCUGUCAUGGGGCAGGAAACCAACCGACGUGUCAUCGAUAACGUAUGCGCUUCAGUAUGUCGUCUCAUCAUGACCAACCAUUCACUGGUACCCCUCGGGGAGGUUGUGCCGAUGCUGUUAAAGUUCCUACCAUUAAAGGAUGACCUCGAAGAGAAUGAUACAGUGUAUGGAUGUAUAUUGAAGCUGUACCAAUCAGGCGAUGCUACCAUCCUGCAGAGUCUGCCUAACCUACUGGCAAUACUAGCUGAUCAAUUAGAUCAACCACAACUCAAAGAAUUUAGCACAUCCUGCAUUGUGGAGGUGAUUCGUAGCUCAUGUCAACACCAGCCAGACGUCUUUAACUCCGUCCUACUCUCCCUCCCGGAGCAUCUCUCAGCGAAGCUCAACCUCGUUCUGUCCUCAACCAACAAGGUGGGCACAUGACCCCGUAAUCAUCUAAUGCACAACAAUUGUAAAAGAAUUUGCCAAGUUUUUAAUCAAGUCAUGCCAAAAAAUUGUACUGUUGUUUACAAUGAAUUGUAGAGUAAUGUGCCCCUUGCAACAAUUUCCUUUUGAAAGAGAAGAGUUAUUUUAUUAUCAAGCGCUGUGGAUGAUUUGAGUGGCUUAAUUUGAGACUUUUGGGUAGACUCUAGGUGGCAGCAGACUAACCAGGUAAAUCCACCGUCUCAGAUUUGCAAGCUCAGAUCUAGUAAACAAUGGAAAUUUAAUAUAUAUUUGGUUUGCGGUAAUACCAUGUGUGUAUCUACUUGCCAGGUAGGGUUUGU
Asterias rubens (European starfish) is the source of this 3699-nucleotide messenger RNA. RefSeq names its product importin-4-like. The record is from RefSeq and is a predicted model, not a curated record. Gene Ontology annotation, cellular component: cytoplasm; nucleus. NCBI's taxonomy places the organism in Eukaryota, Metazoa, Echinodermata, Asteroidea, Forcipulatida, Asteriidae. Gene Ontology annotation, molecular function: nuclear import signal receptor activity; small GTPase binding. The transcript is spliced from 24 exons. Bases 62 to 3358 code for a protein of 1098 amino acids. Gene Ontology annotation, biological process: protein import into nucleus.